Messenger RNA from Larimichthys crocea (large yellow croaker), 5498 nucleotides. It is a transcript of the gene smcr8a, whose product is annotated as Smith-Magenis syndrome chromosome region, candidate 8a. NCBI's taxonomy places the organism in Eukaryota, Metazoa, Chordata, Actinopteri, Sciaenidae. Gene Ontology annotation, cellular component: guanyl-nucleotide exchange factor complex. The record is from RefSeq and is a predicted model, not a curated record. Bases 732 to 3557 code for a protein of 941 amino acids. The transcript has 3 exons. Gene Ontology annotation, molecular function: GTPase activator activity.
AAAAGUGUUUGGGGGAGUCAUGACCUCACUAUUCCCUAAAAUCAUGACUACAAUCAUGCAAAUGUGUCCACGUAUUUCACCAUAGAUAAAUCUGUUAGAUUUCAGUUUCAGGGUGGAUUUCCUGCAGAUGGAGAGGUGGGCUGGUCACCUGACCAGAGUACAACCAGCUGAGUAAACAUGGCGUCUGUCUCUGGAUGUAAAAAUUAACAUGUCGCGCUUCUCUCUGUUCAAAUCGUGUUUGGUGCUCCGUGUUUUGACCCCGAGCAGAGAAACGUGAUGGACACGCAGCUCGGAGAGAGGACGAGGAGACGGAGAGAGGAGCUGCGCUGAUGAUCGCUCACAUCUCUGCCUGCACAUCAUGAGUGAUGCCUUCACGGACGCUGUGAUUGGCGCAGGAUAAUUGCUUUUGUUAACAGAGACACUGAUUUAUGUUUCUCGUCGCUCUUACUUGAUCCGCCACAUAUUAAAGCUCCUGAUCUGUGGACGGACUCCUGAAGGGGCGCGGCUGAAAAUUGGGCCCUCUUUGCUCUGGGGCCCCCCCUUUUAUAGAUUAUAUAAUCAUCUGAUCCAGACCCUUGGUCUCCUGUAAUCUACAGCUCUUAUGUGCAGCAGGAUGGACAAUCUGCCCACCGUCCUCCUCUUCGUCCGCUGUGCGUUGACAGCUGCUUUAUGACUGAUAACAGUGCUGCAGUGUGUGUUGUGUCUCUCAUGCCUGGCUCCACAACACCACUAUGAUAGGCUCACCUGACGUGGUGGCUUUCACUAAAGAGGAUGAGUACGGGGAGACAAGUCCAGACCCCUGGGCUCUCCCUGAGGAGUUCUCCAUCCCCCUUCAUCCCCUGGCUGACUCCAACCCUUGGGCCAAAACCUCCUACGCCAAGUUCACCAAAGACUUCAUCCUCAUCUCUGAGUUCAGUGAGCAGGUUGGCCCUCAGCCUCUCCUCACCAUUCCAGAUGACCCCAAAGUCUGCGGCACCUUCGAUCUCAACUACUUCUCCCUGCGCAUCAUGUCGGUGGACUACCAGGCCUCCUUCGUGGGGCAUCCGCCUGGCACCGGCUACCCGAGGCUCAGCUUUGUGGAGGACUCGAGGGUGGUGCUGGGCGACUCAAAGGAAGGGGCGUUCGCCUACGUCCAUCACCUUACGCUCUACGACCUGGAGGCGAGGGGCUUUGUGCGACCGUUCUGCAUGGCGUACGUUUCAGCAGAUGAGAGGAAGAUCAUGCUGCAGUUUCAGGAGCUGUCUCUCCGAUUCUCACAGGCGUCCGAGUGUCUGAAGGCUGGGAACAGGAGAGCGUUUGCCAAGGAACUCCAGAGGAAGCUCCGGGACCUGGAGUACACUCACUCUGUGCUGCAGAGGGAGGAGGGUCUGCAGAGGGAGGCCGGGCCUCAGUGCAUGUACUCCGCUCACGCUGUGGAAAAGGCCAACGAGCUCGCAAACGUGGAGAAGAGCAUCUACGAACACAGAGACCUGCUGAAACAGAUCAGCUCGUACCAUCACCGCCCGCGCCGAGAUCCUCAUGCUGUCAGCUGCCAGAAGUGCGUCACGGAGUGUUUGAGUGAGUGCGAGGUGCUGUUAGACAAAUACGCCAAGCUUGCCAACCCCUUUAGUUACAGUGACAAAGGGGAGAAGGGGGAAGAAGGGCAGGGUCAGGUCGGAGAUGAACGAGGUGAAGAAGAAGUGGACGAGGAGGAAGAUGAGGGCGUUAAACGCAAGCUGUCCUACACGCCACAACUGAUCAAAGCAAAGUCCGCAAAGUGUUUCGACAAGCGCCUGAAGACCCUGCAAGAGCUGUGCGACAAUACUUUCUACGAGGCCACCGUGGAGCUCCUGAAGGACACUGAGAAGAGUUUCCGGGGUGACCUGUGCUACCUGUACACGCGCCGCCUGGACAGGGCGCUACGCAGGAAACAGAAAAUCACCAACUUCUUGUUUGAGGAGGACCUCGGGGAUGACGACGAGGAUGAAGGGGGUACAAUGAGACCAUUCUGUGCUUUGAACCAUGCUGUAGAUAACUAUACACUCUUAAAUCCGCCUCCUAUCGUGCUGGAACCAGAACUUCUAGAGUUAGAUACUCUGGAGCCUCCAAAUCCUCCCUCUGAGACUGGCCAUGCUCAAGAGUUCUGCGAGCUCGGACUUGUGGAGAGCCAUCUGGAUUCCUCACCCUCGGACCAGACUCUGACCACCCAGGAGAGCUCGGAGGAAACCAAAGGAAGCUUCAGCAGCGACAAGAGCGGGAUGGGUCCAGCAGAGAGACAACAGAAUCUAGCUAGUAUGACGUCAGAAGCUCCUGAUCCGGAUUCUGAUCUGACCCCUGACGCCGAACAUAACACUGAUCUGGAGAGGGAUAGCAGCAGUGAAGAGGUUGAGACCACUGCUGGGGACGACGAGGGUGACCAGACACCCGUGUCCUUACUCGAGGUGUCAGAGCUGGAGGCCAGCAGGGAGGAUGAAUGUGACGGAGGAGCUGAUGGGCCGUGUGAGAUCGAGUCGGAUUUGCUGGUUCCAAUAGACACGGCGUGCUGUAUGUCCCAAGAUGGUUUCCUUUACGAAGCUUCUGCCCCAGAAAAGGUGCCUCACCUCAGCCAAAACUCCCACUCGCAGCCCGGUCAAACCUUUGUGGUCAACCAGGAGCCCCAGGCUCUACUUCCACUCCAGGACGACUAUACAGUUGGUUCUCCGUCCUCAGAAAGCCCUGCAGCCGCGCUGGAGCUCCCUGUGGGGCUCCUUGGAGACGCAGUUUCCCGUACCUCAGCGGAGGAUGGGUCAGACUGUACCAUGAGUGCUUCUACAGGGUCCGAUCGGGCUGCUUCACCUCUUGGCUACGGGGGUGUGGUGACCCUGCGCCAGAGGAAGAAGGCCGGACAAGGAGCCUUGAGGUUUGUGCGACAGUACCCGUUUGCCAUGCAAGCUCUGUGGUGUCUACUGAGCGGAAGAACCCUGGUGGUGCUCGGGGCUGACGAGGGGAGAGUCCGCCGACUGGUUGCUGCUCUGGCUCUCUUCGUGCCUGGUCCUGGAAGGUGUGGAGAGAGAGUUCAAGCCUGGCUGUCCUGCCCGUUCACCCUUACUGACCUGCAGAGGUGGAAACUUAUUGGAUUGCAGAGAGUAGCGACCCCUGUGGGUUCCAGCAUGCUCUACUCGCUGUCCCGCUACAGCCGCUACAUCUCCAUCCUGGAUGCCGACCAGAAGACCUUACGCUGUCCGCCGUACCGUGGCCAACUCCUUGCCAACAUAGCUGACCACCGCACCUACAUCCGCCGUGGUUCCACAUACUUCCUCCACUUACAGAGCACGCUGUGUCGCCUGGCGGCCAAGGCCUUCCUGUUUACCUUCACCCACCACCUCCACCUGCCGGUCAGCUCCACGGAAGGGCCCGAGGUCGUGGAGGGUCGACGCCGCUGCUUCCUGCAGGAGCAGCUAGGGCUGGGCGAGGAGGACAGCCUGAUACUGCUCUACCUCAGCCAGCUCGUCACUCAGCAGUACCUACAGCCCGGCAGGAGCAGCGCAGCAGCAACUUUUAGUUUUAACUACACCACCAGCGUUUUUUACAAAAUCUAAUAUAAUACAGGGAGGAGGAAUCCCACACUUGUUUUAACAGAAUUCAUGUUUGACCCUUUUGGUUUUUAAAGGACCAAAGGGGGUCUUUUUAGUUUCAGGACAAACUCUGAGCUGGUUACUGUUUAAUCUCUCUCCGCCUUGCUGUCUUCUCUCUCUGUGUGCAGGAGACAGAGUGAGUCGUGAAUGUCAGUGAGUGUUUACCUGCGUGCGUUUAGUUCCAGAGCAUGUCGACACUCACAAAGACGCAGAACAGAGCAGGCGAAUCUCCGCUCUGCUCAUUGUCCCUCGAGUCUUUUGUGUGUUUUUCACCUCCAUGUCCAAAAAAAAAAAAGAAAGAUAAGAAAUGUUACAUGUGCUGACUUGUUUAAGGUCAGUCCCUGGCCCCGCCACCUCAACCACAUCUCACAUUUCAUCUUAUAAAACUCGAUCCAACAUGUGCGUCUGCCAGCUCGCUAACAGGUUCAGUCACAGCUAUGAUAUCUCAGCUAUAUGUGAACAUGUUUUUCAGGAUAACUGUAACAAACUCACACAUGCUGACAUUUUGACUGUCUAAGAAACCUGAUCAGCACGACACAGGCUUGUUACAGCUGGUUUUGUGACACGCCUCUCUCGUUGAAAACACGAUUUCCAAAAAGGCAAACACCUUUCUGUCCUUUUUUUUUAAUAUACAUAUACAUAUAUAUUUGUUUCACUUUCUUUUAGCGACACACAUUCCUGCGGUAACGGAUACAAAUCCCCGCUUUGUUCCAAAAACAGAGACACAAUGUUGGAUUUGACCUUUCAAGAGUAAACAUUCCCAGAGGCUGCUUUCAGGUAGUGAUGCAUGAGAAAGUGUAUUUGCUGUGUGAAUUAGACCUAGUCGGCUCCAAUGUGUGAUAUUGCAUGUCCAGAGAAAUAACGUCAUCACGCGCACACACACACACACUCACCCACGCAGGGCCAGCAGCAGCUAAAAAACCCCCGUCGAUAUUAUAAACCGCUGGCGAGCAUUUUUCCAUUAAUGUUACUCACACGGCCGGGAACAUUUUAAAGCUAAUUAACCUAAAUGUAUUGAACUUCACUGUCGUCUUACAGUUGUGUGAGAGUGUUGUGGUGUUAGCAUGAGACCGUCUUGUGCCGGGGUGAAUCACUGUAUUGAUGUUUCUGUUCUGUUCUAUUCGGAUGUGGGCCAGACGCUGGAGGAGACGUUGCUGAGAGUGAUGAUGUGUUUGUAUAGAUUUUAUUAUGGAGGGAAAUUUCCUGUGCCAUCAAAAGCAAAACUCUAAGCUUGACACUUGAUUUAGGACGGUCGCAAUCCUGUGCUGUGAACAAAACAACGUAUUUAUUGCUUUAGGACAAAAUUUGGAUCUUCAUGCUGAGUACACUCAGAUUUCCUCUUUUUUUUUUUAGUUCUGGCCAGUGAGACAACACAGACGAAGCGUCUUUGAUAGUAUUUUAGAUUUUACUGUUCCUAAUUCUGUGGAGUCCGUGAUGGAGCUGUACUUCUGUAUCUUAGGAUGGUAACUGUACUUGUGACUGCAUGGUCAGAGUUUUAAUGUGAAAGGUCAAACAAUGUGGGAUCAUGGCUGCUGUCCUUCCUGCUACGAACAAGGUUUUUAACUAUUAACCUCACAUUUUUAAUUCCACCUAACGCGUUAUUUUAGUUCACUGCAAUGAUUCUGUUUUUUUCUUUUGUUGCCUUGUCGUCUUUUUUAAAUAAUUUUUGCUCCUCUAAUGCAAAAAGGUGAAUGUAAUCUGAAUAAGCCAUACUACAUUGUGCUUAACAUGUCGUCACUCAGUGUCCUUACGUUGCCAUAUCAUGUCUUUUGUAUCUCAUCUUUAAAGGGGCCUCGUGCUCACUCCAGCCCCCGUAUUGAUUUAAAUGAAGCACGUUGUGAAUGUCCUGAUGCUUUUAUGUAAUGUUGAUGAUAUUCAUUAAUUCCAUUAAAUUAUUUGAAUCCA